AAAAUCGUCCCCUUAAGAAACGAAAAGGUAACGAAGCCCGGCUUGCACUCUUUGUUUGCUUGUGUGCGCGCGCGUGUGUGUGUAUUUGUUGUAGCUUUGGCUUCGCGAGGGCGGGGCGAGAUCCGUUUCCCUUGAUCGGCUUUUUCUUUGUCGUUGUUUUGCGGCUCCGUUGGAUUGUGCCGUGUUGCAGCGAUGAGGGGUGCGGCAGUGCGCAAGGCGCGGCUCGCGAAACUUGUGGCGCAGCAGUAUUCGCAGCGCCAACUUCGCACGAGCGCGGUGAACCAUGCCGUGCCGAGAACGGAGUCCGCGCAGGCGUCCAGUUCUGGGGGAUUGUUGUCGAAGUUGCUCGGUGAGCGCCCCACCACGCCUGUGCCUGCAUUGUACGAGCCCCUGCAAGGCGUACACCUCCCCCCUGCCUUGCCUGAAGAUGUCAAGCCCAGUGAGACCAACGUCACAACCCUAACUAACGGGGUGAGGAUCGCGUCGCAGAACAUCGCUGGGCCUACGUCCACCAUUGGAAUCUACGUCGAUUCUGGGUCGAAGAAUGAGACUCCGUACUGCACUGGCUCGUCGCAUCUGUUGGAGCGGAUGGCCUUCAAGAGCACCGCCAAUCGCUCUCAUUUUCGUCUCGUGCGCGAGGUUGAAGCCAUUGGUGGGAAUGUCGUUGCCAAUGCGUCCCGGGAGUUGAUGUGUUACACUGGAGACGCGAUCAAGACAUUUAUGCCGGAGAUGGUUGAGCUUUUGGUCGACACUGUAAGGAACCCUCUGUUUAAUGAAUGGGAGGUGCAAGAGCAGCUAGCUAAGGUGAAAUCUGAGACAGCGGAGAUGUUGAACAAUCCGCAGGUUGCGAUUUAUGAGGCUAUACACUCGGCUGGAUAUGUCGGGGGUUUAGGUCAACCUCUCAUGGCUCCUGAGUCCUCCCUGGGGCGGUUGAAUGGUGGAGUUCUUCACGACUUUGUGAAGGAGAAUUAUACUGCACCUAGGAUUGUGGUGGCGGCUUCCGGUGUGGACCACGAAGAUCUGCUUUCUGUAGCAGAACCUUUGCUUGCUGAUCUCCCUUCUUUCGACCAGCCUAUUCCUGUGGAGACUCAUUAUGUAGGUGGUGACUGGCGCCAGUCUGUGGACUUUCCGUUAUCACACAUUGCUAUAGCAUUUGAAGUUCCUGGGGGAUGGAGAAACGAGAAGGAUUCAUAUGCAGUGACUGUCCUACAGCAGCUUCUUGGAGGAGGAGGGUCUUUCUCUGCGGGUGGUCCUGGAAAGGGAAUGUAUUCUCGAUUGUACACUGGGGUUCUGAACAAGUGGGAGCAGGUGCAGUCUUUCACUGCCUUCUCCAGCAUCUACAACGACACUGGUCUCUUUGGUAUCCAUGCCACUUCUUCUGGUGACUUCGUCCCCAAACUCGUGGACCUUGCAUGUGAACAAUUGACUCUUGUUGCAACUCCUGGUAAAGUGUCAGAGGCUGAAUUGCAACGUGCCAAAAAUAGCACCAUUUCUGCAGUUUUGAUGAACUUGGAGUCGCGAGCUGUUGUUACUGAAGACAUUGGCCGUCAAAUUUUGACUUACGGACACCGCAAGCCUGUGGCUGAGUUAAUCCAGGGUGUUCAAGCCUUGACAGUGCAAGACAUUGCUGAUGUCUCCAGCAGGGUUAUUACUACCCCACUCACGAUGGCCUCUUGGGGGGAUAUUGUUCGAGUACCUCGCUUUGAUGCAGUUGCUAGGGUUUUCCAGGUUUAGAUUAUAGAUUCGCCAUGUCUUUUUUUUGGUUUGGGCUAAAAAUAGAUUGAGCAAGUCAAUCACUUGAUCAUAUUCUGGUAAGCGAGCUGCCGAGUAAUAAAUCAGUGUGUACUUGCUGGACCUAGAUCCUUAUCCAGCUUCGUCUUCCCAGGAUUAUCAGGUUUCAAGUUUUACUAGAUUUACCCCUCCAAAUUAUUUCGUCACCUCUAGGAUUUCGACCGCUACAGUCAUCAAGGUCAAAUCCAAUUAAUAUUGAGUGUUUUAGCCGAGGAAUAAUGAAGUGAAUUUCAAACCUCAAAAGCAGACGAAGAGUCGUCCAAAAUGUAGAUGUUUUUGAAAAGAUUUAUUCAUAAUUUUGAUGAAAAUUACUCAGAAA
Molecule: messenger RNA, 2110 nt
Organism: Physcomitrium patens
Lineage: Eukaryota; Viridiplantae; Streptophyta; Bryopsida; Funariales; Funariaceae
Product: mitochondrial-processing peptidase subunit alpha
Biological process (GO): proteolysis
Cellular component (GO): mitochondrion
Molecular function (GO): metalloendopeptidase activity; metal ion binding
Source: RefSeq, a predicted model, not a curated record